CUCAGCCUCGUAUGAUUUUCGAACUGACCUCAACCAGAGCUUCCCAUAACCUGCGAGGCCCAACCACAUUCACAAUGGCCUCGCGUACAGCUCUCCGGGGCCUCUCCCGCACAUUAAAACCCUCGAGAUGCUCUCCUACUUUCGUUCGGCCAUUUUACUCUACCAAUGCCGUCCGUGGCGACAAAUCAACCCCUACAUCUGAUCGACCUACCCACUUUGGAUAUGAGACUGUCACAGAAGCAGAGAAGCAGCAGCGUGUUGCUGGUGUAUUUACAAGUGUCGCCGAAUCCUACGAUAAGAUGAAUGAUUUCAUGUCUCUGGGUAUUCAUCGUCUAUGGAAGGACUACUUUAUCUCUUCCCUCAACCCUGGUGCUACGAACCCCCCUGGUCAACCUCAGCGCAUUCUCGACGUUGCUGGCGGAACCGGCGAUAUCGCUUUCCGACACCUUCAGCACGCCCAUGAGUUCAACUACAAUCCCAACGUCUCCGUUAUUAUCUCCGACAUCAACCCCGACAUGCUAGCAGUUGGUCGCCAGCGUUCUCUUGCACUCCCUGCGUCCCACCAAUCUGCCCUCUCUUUUCUCGAGGCAAACGCCGAAGUCCUGCCCUCUCAGAUUGAGGAUAACUCGCUCGAUCUUUACACAGUUGCCUUCGGUAUUCGCAACUUCUCCAACAUCCCAGCUGCUUUGAAGGAAGCCCACCGGGUUCUGAAGCCUGGUGGUGUAUUUGCCUGCCUUGAGUUCUCAAAGGUUGACAAGCACCCCAUCUUCAACACUAUCUAUAAGCAGUGGUCCUUCAAGGGCAUUCCUUUGAUCGGUCAACUAGUGGCAGGGGACCGCGACAGCUACCAGUAUCUGGUCGAGAGUAUUGAGAGAUUUCCCAGCCAGACCGAGUUUAGAAACAUGAUCAAGGAUGCAGGUUUUGUCGUUGCUGGAGAGGGCUACGAGGACCUGACUGGCGGUAUUGCUGCUAUUCACAAGGGAAUGAAGCCCGUAUGAGGUGGCUAAAAGAUACACAUGUAAUUUAGUCUGUAAAAUAGUCCAUCAAUCACGAUCAGCAUCACGAAUAGUCAAUCACAGUCUAGCAUUGUACUAGGAAGUUAAUUCAUUCCAAAUCGUUCCUCAACCUACUCCCCCUAAUCCAGCUUCCGUGAACGUCAUCAUCACAUCCACGUCUCCGAAAUGCUUUCCAGGGCCCAGAACGAUGUUUUUUUAAUUCUCUUCACAACUGAACUCCAUACAGGUCAAAACUAAAGAAGCCGUACCCUCGAUGUCAAGGAUUUUCGACUCCGAAAUCUCAUUAGGUACACGAUACAUGAAAACGAGGCCGGUGAGAUAUCCUCGCUUUUCCUGUUGCUUAAGCCCCUAUCAGAUCAGAUCAAGGCGUAACAAGCAGGUGAUGCCCAAAAAAAGCAGGCAAAGAUAAUAAAAGGCGCAUGGAAAGAACCAGGGCCUCAUAACGGUUGUUUAGUGACACUCAACUUUUGAGUAUGGUAUUAAUCGGCGGCGGGUGUGGCGGGAGCAGCGGCAGGCGAAGAGGUGCCCGUCUCGCCCUUGAGGCCUCCUCGACCACGUCCACCCCGUCCACGAUCUCCGCCACGGCCGCGACCACCACGUCCACCGCGUCGGUUAGAUUCGGAAUCACUGGCUCCUCCAGCGCUGCGAUAUCCACUGGUGUUGGUGGCACCGCCGCGUCCGCUGGCACCCCAGUUACCAGCACCACCUCGGUUGGCAUAUGUCUUGCCCUCGCGAUGCUGGAAAAUCUUGACCAAAGGCUUGGAUCGAUCCUCCUGGGUUCUAGUCUUGACAUCCUCAGGAAGUCUGGCCAAAGCAGCAUCACGGUCCUCUGUCGUCUUGAACUGAACAACCUUGUUUGAGUUACCCCACUUGUCAACCUUAAGAAUCUUGUUCUUGUCCUCCUCGCUGAACAGAUCUCGACACUGAUCCUCGGUGUUGACAUUCAUAAUGAAAAGACCGAUGAUGUCCGAGGCAGGUGUCUUGGGAGCGGGAGAAGAAACACGCUCAGGGUGCGCUGAACCAUUAGCUGGAGCGGAAGCCGGAGCUGUGGCCUUCUCAGUGUCUUUGCUGGGAGGGGCGGGAGCAGGACUGUUCGAGCUGGGGCAGGUUGGGGAGUCGCCGGCUUGGGAGGGCCGGGCAGAGGAGUUGCGACAGCAGGCUUAGCAGCCUGGACUGUUGAAGGCUGUCGGCUGGUAGGAGGGGGGACACUGGACUGGGUCGAGGGAGGGGUAGGAGAAGGAAUACCAGCUGGGCCAGCUGUGGUGGGAGGAAUUCCGGGCUGCUGCUUGGCGCCACGGUGAGAGAAGUUGAAGCCCUGAGCACGCAUCUCAGUACCAAUACGGCCAUCCUGAAUCUCGAGAACCAGGUAGCCAAAAGCCGCAUCAGCAAGGUUAAAGUUCCACAUAUUCUUGAAGGCACUUUCGUCGACUUGUCCGAGGGAAGCCUGGCCAGCAGCCGGGCCGCCAAAGGGGUUGCCACCAGCAGCAGUGGUUGGCAUCUUCUCGACGAUUUGCAGGGCAUUCUUCAGAAGAUUCUGUUGCGCCUCAUUCUGUUGGAUGGCAGGCUCCACCUCACUCUUGACAGUCUCCCAGACAUCGUUAAAAGAAGCCUUGGAGGCAGCAAGCUUGCCACGGUAAUGGUCGAGAGUAGGGUUGACGCUGAACUCAUUGUAAGAGCUUCCAUAUCGGAAGUGGAGUCCGGCAGAGAUAGAGAAGUCGGCCUUCAGGGUUACAGAGAGUUGAUUCAAGAUGCCCUCACGAGCAGGGGACGCAUGUGUGAUAAAGAUGCGGGUUUCGGUAGGAUCGUAAACUCGAUGCGCCGUGUCGACAAGCUCACCCAUUUGCAGGAGAGUUGUCCACAUAGUACCCUGACCACCAGCAAUGGUAGUACGACCUUCGCCAUUGUCGAAAAGCUUAUGCAUGACAACAGCACCACCAAGACCAAGUAGUCGCAACUUGACACCGCCAACCUCUAGUAGCAUUGAUCGAGCCUCGUCGAUGAUGUGCAGGUUUGGGACCUUGUACUCGCCGGUUCGGAACUUCUCUAGUACUCGGACAUCUUCGC
This is a messenger RNA of Fusarium verticillioides 7600, 3080 nucleotides long. RefSeq names its product ubiquinone biosynthesis methyltransferase. The record is from RefSeq and is a predicted model, not a curated record. Bases 12 to 998 code for a protein of 328 amino acids. Gene Ontology annotation, biological process: ubiquinone biosynthetic process. Gene Ontology annotation, molecular function: methyltransferase activity. NCBI's taxonomy places the organism in Eukaryota, Fungi, Ascomycota, Sordariomycetes, Hypocreales, Nectriaceae. The transcript has 2 exons.